Penicillium robsamsonii is the source of this 204-nucleotide messenger RNA. RefSeq lists its product as uncharacterized. NCBI's taxonomy places the organism in Eukaryota, Fungi, Ascomycota, Eurotiomycetes, Eurotiales, Aspergillaceae. Bases 1 to 204 code for a protein of 67 amino acids. The record is from RefSeq and is a predicted model, not a curated record. The transcript is spliced from 2 exons.
AUGCACUUGAGCCCCAAAAUCUUCACUCAGGAGUUCCAACCUCUUGCUAUCUUCAAUAUCACAUUUCAUUCGAACAUGCCGUCGGAUCUCACCGGAGACGACUAUCUCAGUGACUAUUCACAUGUCAGCAAAGAGACGAUAGAUGUGCAACUUCUUCGGCUAGGCUUAGCCACGGCAGCUGUUGGAUUUGUUCUAAGUAUAUGA